ACAAAGGAGAACGACAGCGAGUCGUGCUCCCCACGAAGCCUUAGCAGGCAGCUGACUGGGUGUCUCGGAAAAGGCUUCAUAAACUUGCCCAAGCCUUAUGAUAUUAGUGACAAAGAGGAGAUUAAUCUCAGCCUGGCUGACAGCCCAAGAUCAAUACUGAGAAACCAAGCUACACCCUCAGCUUCAUGUUUCCCUGAGCCAGCAGAGCCAGAAAUAAACGCUGCGGAGGCUGAGCCCUGCGAGACGCUCGCUCUGGGCUCUGAAGACCAGGGUUGGAGGAGCAGAUGCUUGGCUGCAGUCCUGUGUCACCUUGGGGAUGUGCCACAGCUGCGGCCUCGGGGCGUGCUGGAGGUGGGAGCUGAGACACAUCUUGGUGUUUUGGUCCUGAAUUUUCAUCAGCAUUCAUGAAAGCUUGACUUAAAGUCUCAGCAAGAGCUGAGCCCCAGUGUGGAUCAAGUGCAACUCCAGAAUGCACUGGGACUGGUAUUCAAAAUCAGGUCCACAUGGUUUUAGCCAGAUGUGAAACCACCACAGGCCUUGGUAAAUUUUGGGGUUAACCCUAAGCUCCAGCAGGUCCCAAAAUAGGCUUUGAUUCUCAUGGACAUCACAGGGUUGCACAUAUGCAGCUCCCCAAAGUCCCAGGUGCCUGGAGGGAGCAUGGCUGGCACAGAGCAGGACACUGCAGACCCCCAGGAGGGCUUGAGCUUGGCUGGGUCAUGGGCUCUCACACAGGUCUGGCUCUCACGUGGCUUCUGUUCUCUCCCCACAGGUGAGAGCCUGAGCCCAAGCUGUGGGGCAGCCAAGAGGAAGAAGAAGCAGAGGAGGAACCGCACCACCUUCAACAGCAGCCAGCUGCAGGCUCUGGAGAGGGUCUUUGAGAGGACGCACUACCCCGACGCCUUUGUGCGGGAGGAGCUGGCCAGAAGGGUCAACCUCAGCGAGGCCAGAGUCCAGGUGUGGUUUCAGAACCGGAGGGCCAAGUUCCGCCGUAAUGAGAGGGCGAUGCUGGCCAACAGAUCGGCAUCACUGCUCAAAUCCUACAGCCAAGAAGCAGCCAUUGAGCAGCCCAUGGCACCACGACCCACCGCACUGACCCCGGAGUAUCUGUCCUGGACCAGCACCUCCCCGUACAGCACUGUGCCCUCCUACAGCUCCAGCGGGACCGCAACGCCCACCCAAGGGGUGAACAUGGCCAACAGCAUCGCCAGCCUGCGCCUCAAAGCCAAAGAGUUCAGCCUCCAUCAGAACCAGGUGCCGACCGUGAACUGAGCAGGGCAAGCCCCAUCCCAUGGCCUCCUCCAGGAUACAGCGUGGAGCUCCUGUGCCACUCCAGCACAAAUCGCUGCCUGCCCAGCGCACAUGCCACUCAUCCAAUGUCUCAGCAUCUUCUCUCCUCUUCCCUUCCCUUCUGAAGGUAGAGUCAGUCCCAGGCUGAAGUGGCACAUAAUUAUAGCCACAUAUGGAGCGAACUCGGUUAGAAACUUGCUUUUCCGCACACCCUUAUAAUAACGUCUAUAUAUACACACAUACCCCCCACACGCUCUUUGAGGACAAACAGACUUGCCAAGGGAACAAGAAUUUGCUUCCAAACAUGGAAGGAUCUUGGACUAUUGGAUUUGACCAAUUUGGGUAUCUUGCCCAGAGAGCCAAAGAGUUAUUGGGUCUUCUCCUCCCGCAGGGACAGUGUGGGAGGAUCACGAGCCCCCCUUUCCACCAGGCUGUGACUUGCGGCGCUCAACUGUGUGUGCCAAAGCUGAUCCAUGCGUUCGUUUCUUUGUGCAACCCCAGCCACAGUGUGGGGCUUGGGACUUCCCAAAGUUUGGGACUUUGGGAAGCUGAUGGCUCACCCAUGCCACGGCCAGUUUCGGCCAGCCCUCCGCACUGCCUGCAUUUAGGAGCUGCCUGUGCUGAUGGCAUCAGGCUUUGUCCCUUCCCAGAGGGGCGAGCAGAGCUGCAGCAUCUCAACAGACCCUGCUGGAGCCUGCGAGCUCUCCUAUGAGCUGGGGAUGCAUCGCCAGUCUCCAAGCAGGCACCGCUGCCCUGCCUCGGCGGAUUUGCCAGCGAUUCUGCAGAGCCCCAGGUCAUUGAACAGUCCCAGGGAAUGAGAAAAUUGGAAAAAGCUGUUGGGUUUCAGCUGAGUAGGCGGCUCCCAGCGCUUCGUGCCAACGAAGGCUUUGCCUUCCGGAGGCACAGCCUCCCCGUCGGCAGCUCCGCAGAUGUGCUCGGGGGUCUGGGGCCGGCAGCUCCAUGGGGGGAGGCUUUUUUGGUUUUGCAGAAAGGAAAUGGUUUCCCCCUCAUCCCACCCUGCUGCGCAGCCUAAUGAGGUUCCAAGGUGGGAUGUGCAGGGGGAUGGACACGGGGUGGGCAACCUGGCACUAAUCCACGGGACUGAGCUGCAGAGAGGCGCAGCCUCCACGUUCCCCUGCCAGUUGCACAGCCAGAGUGGUGGAGGUGUGGUGUUCCUGUGGACAAAGCCCCCAGAUCACCAUUUCCUCACCCACUGGUAAGAGCCACCAGACAAACAUGGGGACACCAGCAGCUCAGAGGGGUGGCCUGGACAGAGAAGACACCAGCCCUGCUUCCCUAGAAAGGGUUGCUUUCGGGGCUGCAGCAAUAGAUCUGAGGACAAAUAGAACAGUUGCUGAGGUGCCUCCUCCAGGUAAACAUCCUCUGGUUGGUGACACCGAGGCUGAAAGUGCCACACUACAGAGUGCCCACCUGAGUCCCCACAGCCCCCAGGAGCAUCCUCUCCCAUUCCUACUGGGGCUCUCACUGCAGCUGCAUGUGGGACCCAGUGGCUGUGACACCAGGCAAUGCCAGCAUGGGGGGACUUGCCCAGCACCCAGAGAACCAUCUCCUCUGCCUGGGGGUGAAGCAGCCCUUCCAUCCUGCCUCCAGCCCCUGCCUUCUUUGCUCUACAGUGCAGCCCCCAGUUGGGAACAGCUACCUUCUCCUCCUCAAGCUUGGCAGGCGGGGGAGGGCACAGCCUGACUGACACUGUCCACCUCAUCCAGGGAGCAGUG
This is a messenger RNA of Ficedula albicollis (Collared flycatcher), 3023 nucleotides long. It is a transcript of the gene PRRX2, whose product is annotated as paired related homeobox 2. Gene Ontology annotation, biological process: regulation of DNA-templated transcription. Bases 598 to 1269 code for a protein of 223 amino acids. The record is from RefSeq and is a predicted model, not a curated record. NCBI's taxonomy places the organism in Eukaryota, Metazoa, Chordata, Aves, Passeriformes, Muscicapidae. Gene Ontology annotation, molecular function: DNA binding; DNA-binding transcription factor activity, RNA polymerase II-specific. The transcript is spliced from 3 exons.